GGAGAAAAAGGUUCCUAUAUAAGCAAACGCUGCCACAAGGACUAGAACCCUAGCUCUUCAGUGAGCCACCUCAUCUUGGUUUCUUUAUAUAUUUUGCUUUCUCUUCUCUUUUUUUCUUAUCUCUGCUAAACCCUAGCUUCUUACUUUAUAUUCUCACCUUCCGCUUCGCCGUCAAUUUUGUUUAUUUAUAAUUUAUCACUGAGGAAGUUCUUUAAAGCUUAUCAAAACGAUGUCGGACGACGAAAGAGAGGAGAAGGAGUUGGAUCUCACUUCUCCUGAAGUUGUUACCAAGUACAAAAGCGCUGCUGAGAUCGUUAAUAAGGCAUUGCAGUUAGUAAUUUCAGAAUGCAAACCAAAGGCUAAGAUUGUUGACCUUUGUGAGAAAGGAGAUGCAUUUAUCAGAGAGCAAACUGGUAAUAUGUACAAGAAUGUGAAGAAGAAGAUUGAAAGAGGAGUUGCAUUUCCUACUUGUGUUUCUGUAAACAAUACUGUCUGCCAUUGUUCUCCACUUGCUAGUGAUGAGACUCUGUUGGAAGAAGGUGAUGUUGUCAAGAUUGAUAUGGGAUGUCAUAUAGAUGGUUUCAUUGCUGUGGUUGGACAUACUCAUGUUCUUCAGGCAGGACCAGUUACUGGCAGGGCAGCUGAUGUUAUUGCGGCUGCAAAUACUGCUGCUGAAGUUGCCUUAAGGCUUGUAAGGCCAGGAAAGAAGAACAAGGAUGUGACAGAAGCGAUUCAGAAAGUUGCUGCUGCUUAUGACUGCAAAAUUGUUGAAGGUGUCCUCAGUCACCAGCUGAAGCAGUUUGUUAUAGAUGGGAACAAGGUUAUACUGAGCGUCUCUAAUCCUGAAACAAGAGUCGAUGAUGCUGAAUUUGAGGAGAAUGAAGUGUAUGCCAUAGAUAUAGUUACUACCACAGGUGAAGGCAAGCCUAAGCUGCUGGAUGAAAAGCAUACGACCAUUUACAAGAGAGCUGUGGACAAGAAUUAUCACUUGAAGAUGAAAGCUUCUAGAUUUAUCUUCAGUGAAAUUAGUCAAAAGUUCCCCAUCAUGCCAUUCACUGCCAGGGCAUUGGAAGAGAAAAGAGCUAGACUUGGAUUAGUGGAAUGUGUGAAUCAUGAUCUUCUACAGCCAUAUCCUGUGCUUCACGAGAAGCCUGGUGAUAUUGUUGCUCAUAUCAAGUUCACGGUCUUGCUAAUGCCAAACGGGUCAGAUAGGAUCACAUCUCACUCUCUGCAGGAGCUGCAACCCACCAAGACAAUAGAUGAUCCAGAAAUCAAGGCCUGGUUGGCUUUGGGUACAAAGACAAAGAAGAAAGGCGGUGGAAAGAAGAAGAAAGCUAAGAAGGGUGACAAAGCUGAGGAGUCGACAGAAGCAGAACCUAUGGAUGCAACAAAUGGGGCCGAAACCCAAGAAUGAGGCUUUAAUAAAUAAUUAUUUUAUUCUGCCUUGUUUCUUUCAGUUUUGUUACUAUGUUCACCUGAUUGUAUCUGGUUGGUUAUGAAAUGAUUUUAAAUAUAGUCCCUGGACAUUGAAUUCCCCACCAUGAAACCCAUCUUGUUGCAUUGAUCCUGCUUAAAUGUUAAAUCCAUACUGGAAUAUGAAAUGGGCAUCAAUAAUAAGCAUACAUACUUUUGCAUAAA
This is a messenger RNA of Ricinus communis (castor bean), 1638 nucleotides long. Its product is annotated as ERBB-3 BINDING PROTEIN 1. The record is from RefSeq and is a predicted model, not a curated record. The coding region runs from base 230 to 1414 and encodes 394 amino acids. Lineage: Eukaryota; Viridiplantae; Streptophyta; Magnoliopsida; Malpighiales; Euphorbiaceae. The transcript has 10 exons.